AUGGGCGUAAUAACCACGAUCAGAGAGCGGAAUGCCGCUCCAACAGAGAAGACCUCCACUUCCGCAGCCUCCUCGCGGCAGACUGAGCAGAGUCCCAAAUACAUCGAUGGCGAAUCCGAUGAAUUUGAAUUCGGCGGUUCCUUCGGUGCAGCAGCUUUGAUGAUCGGCUUUCCUCUCCUCAUGUGGUAUAUGUGGAUUGGUGCCACAUACUACGAUGGCCAAUUCCCAAUGCCAGACGCCAAUCAGACCUGGGGGGAGUUCGCCCGUCACAUGGCUCACCUCGUCUAUGAGGGAGCCUUUCCUACAGCCAAGGCCUGGACACUCUACUGGACGUUCUUCAUCUUUGAGGCGCUCAUGUAUUGCUACAUGCCCGGCGUGAUGAGCCAGGGCCGACCUUUGCGCCACGAAGGCGACAAGAAACUCCCGUACUACUGUUCGGCCUAUACCAGCUGGUACGCCACUCUCGUCAUCGCUGCCGCGAUCCACGUUACUGGAAUAUUCCCCCUAUACACGCUCAUCGAUGAGUUCGGAUCUAUCAUGACUGUGGCGAUCCUCUCAGGUUUCCUCAACAGCAUCAUCGUCUACGUCCAGGCGGUUAUUCGUGGCAGGACACACCGGCUUACCGGAUAUCCCAUCUAUGACUUCUUCAUGGGCGCCGAACUCAACCCUCGAAUCGGCAUCCUGGACUUCAAGAUGUUCUACGAGGUCCGGAUCCCAUGGUUCAUCUUGUUCCUCAUUACCGCCUCUGUAGCCGCGCGACAGUACGAGACCUAUGGAUACGUCUCGGCUGAAGUUAUCUUCCUGAUGGGGGCACAUUUCAUCUACGCCAAUACAUGCGCCAAAGCCGAGCAAUUGAUCAUUACCUCCUGGGACAUGUACUUCGAGAAGUUAGGUUUCAUCCUGACCUUCUGGAACAUGGCUGGUGUGCCUUUCACCUAUUGCCAUUGCGCACUCUACCUCGCUAACCACGAGCCGUCCGAGUACCGCUGGAGUCGGUUUGCGUUGUUGGCAUUCUCUGUCGUAUAUCUAUUCAUGUACUGGAUGUGGGACUCGUCCAAUGGCCAGAAGAACUCAUUUCGUCAACAGGAGCGUGGCCAACUCAUCGAGCGUAAGGCGUUUCCCCAUAUGCCCUGGACAGUCAUCAGGAACCCACGCGUUAUCGAGACGAAGGCUGGAGACCGAAUUAUGGUAGACGGUUGGUUCGCCAUCAUACGCAAGCCUAACUAUGUGCCUGACAUGUUCUUCUCGAUGUCCUGGGGUCUUAUUACCGGAUUCAAGAGCCCCUUUCCGUGGUUUUAUUUCGUGUUUUUUAUGGUUAUGAUCAUACACCGUGCCCAGAGGGACAUUGCGAGAUGUCGCAGAAAGUAUGGAGAGGCCUGGAGCCAGUACGAGAAGGAGGUACCCUAUCUGUUCAUUCCAUAUGUCAUUUAA
Molecule: messenger RNA, 1431 nt
Organism: Macroventuria anomochaeta
Lineage: Eukaryota; Fungi; Ascomycota; Dothideomycetes; Pleosporales; Didymellaceae
Product: C-24(28) sterol reductase
Exons: 5
Coding region: 1-1431 (476 amino acids)
Biological process (GO): ergosterol biosynthetic process
Cellular component (GO): endoplasmic reticulum membrane
Molecular function (GO): Delta24(24-1) sterol reductase activity
Source: RefSeq, a predicted model, not a curated record